Molecule: messenger RNA, 1567 nt
Organism: Nematostella vectensis (starlet sea anemone)
Lineage: Eukaryota; Metazoa; Cnidaria; Anthozoa; Actiniaria; Edwardsiidae
Exons: 2
Coding region: 128-982 (284 amino acids)
Source: RefSeq, a predicted model, not a curated record
AACAUGACGUCAUACAGGAAGUAGCAUUCAACCGGAAACUGAAACAAUACCGGAAACCUUGUGAUAGACUCGAUUCCUGUCGUUUCUUUGAGGAGGCUGAAGCAAGUUACCGAAGCACUUGAGAAGUAUGAUUGCAUUUGCUGUUCUCUGUGGCUGCUUUUGUCUCACAAUUGCAGACGAAUGCAAGCCUCCAAAUGGCAAUAGCGGUGACAAAGAUUCUGUCGUUGUUAUCGUACAGAAAUGGGAGACAAGGACCUCGAACUUUCACACGUCAGCUCCCGUGAUGCUCUCGUCCAAUGCUUACACCGUGCACAAGAGCGACACAGUCAACCGUGUGGGCGAGGCGAACAUGCGGUUCUAUGGCCAGCAGCUGUGCGCGGCCGUCACUUUGGUAACCGAGCGUGUGAAGGAUGACGGGACAUCGACCACUUCAACUUCUUGCAACUCGCAAUGCAUUUCAAUAGGCGGCCGGACAACACUUAAGCAAUAUGACGGCUCCGGGGGGAGAAUACAAUCCUCUGACCCCGUUUGCUGCUUCUGGGCACGUGACGUAGAGCUGCGAAUUUAUAUUCCGCCACCCCCCACGACCCCCCCGCCCACGUAUUCCUGCAUCCAGUGCACGGGAUGCGGGGAUAAAGACGUCGAAGCCCGGACAGUCGAUUGCCCCCCCGGUGAUAAAUGUUACACUUUAAAGCUACAGCGUGAAGCCAGCGCCGCGGCCACGGUGAUCAAAGGGUGCUCACAUAUGCUUCGUUACUGGGGUUACCGACUCGACUGUGAUUACGGUUGUAAGACUGACGUCAAGCUCGAUAAGGAUUAUGGGAGAAGGUACCACAGCGUUUGCGCCUCCUGUUGCUAUGGCGAAAAGUGUAAUCAGAAGAGUGGAGCGCUCAAGGGGGCUGGGCCGAGAGGGCCUGGAACAUGCUCAGACCUGGUUGCCAUGGUGACAUUAACGUAUGCGAUUAGUAGAUGGUGUAUAUGAUGAAUGAUAGAUGAAGUACUGAUGGAAUAUAUGGAAGUCAGUUUUAAAAAGCUUAAAGAGUUCCGUAAAUGAUAGGUUGAAAAUUUUUCACCGUUCUUACACUAAAAUCAUCCUUGACUAUAUUAAAAAAGGCUUGAUUUAAAAAAGGCUUGAUUUUAUUCGCUGACUCAGGUGUUGUAUGAGUUUUGUCAGCAAACAAGGAGAACGCCCUGCAAGAGAUGGCAUGUCUCUAUUACCAAGAAACGACACGGAAUAUUCAUAUUCAAUGCCCUGUGUAACUGUUUAUCAGACAUACAUAGUUAUUUUAUCGUCGUCGGCGAUGGAUUACUAACUUGACUUGUCCAAAAUACCCUAAACACUUUCUAUCGGUUCAUGGUUAGGUUAAUUGGCUGGUCAUUCUUCCCUUUCUAUGGAAUUUGGCAAGUUUUGCUGGCAACAUCUGAUAAGUAACUUGUAGCUUUGUGAACAGGAGUUCCUAUUUGAAUGUUAUGUUUCGAUUCGCUUGUUUUAGUAACUGAUCUUGGGCAUGAGAAUUCCUCGAAUCUUCUCGCUUGUAUAUUGCUUUAAUAAAUGUAUUUUGGACGA